Messenger RNA from Haliotis rubra (blacklip abalone), 525 nucleotides. RefSeq lists its product as uncharacterized. The record is from RefSeq and is a predicted model, not a curated record. NCBI's taxonomy places the organism in Eukaryota, Metazoa, Mollusca, Gastropoda, Lepetellida, Haliotidae. The coding region runs from base 1 to 525 and encodes 174 amino acids. The transcript is spliced from 3 exons.
AUGAUUGCCCUCGAAGCACCAAGUCAGUUCUUCACGCUGAUGCUGAUCGACCCGACAAAGGAGUUGAAUACUACCACCCCAAACUCCAACGUUCACUGGCUUGUUGUCAACAUCCACGCCGAAAACAUCUCAUCCGGCCAUGUCCUCGUGGAAUACAUGCCCCCAAUGCCACAUGCUACAAAGAACAUGUUUCUGGCGCUACUGUACAAGCAAGCUAACAGAACCGAACAAGUGAAGAACAUCACGGGCUUGUUCGGUCAAAUCUUCACGCUGAUGCUGAUCGACCCGACAAAGGAGUUGAAUACUACCACCCCAAACUCCAACGUUCACUGGCUUGUUGUCAACAUCCACGCCGAAAACAUCUCAUCUGGCGAUGUCCUCGUGGAAUACAUGCCCCCAAUGCCACAUGCUACAAAGAACAUGUUUCUGGCGCUACUGUACAAGCAAGCUAACAGAACCGAACAAGUGAAGAACAUCACGGGCUUGUUCGGUUAUGAUUGCCCUCGAAGCACCAAGUACGAGUAA